CUUCGCUACAGGAGACACCUGUUAGUGUCUGUUUUAGCGGGCAGGUGGUGUCUGAAGGACACUUAAUCUACCAACAGGUGGUCUGUAGUAACGUCUUUCGGAGUACAGACACGUGUAUGCGGCGGCUGGAUUCCUGAUUCUCUGAUUCCUGCUUCUCUGCCGUGGAGCUAACACUACAGUAACAGCAGCAGGAGCUACCGUCUGUGUGCGUGUGUGUGAUUACUGUGAGAGAAGGGCGUUACCUUACGGAGUUUGUACCGGGGAGAGCUCGGGAUGGCGCCCGGCCGGAGAAACAGCCUAGCCGGGAGAUAGGAGCUGCAGCAACCCGCUAGCCUGGCGGGGAGGGGACGGCUCUAACCCACCGGCCGCGCGGAAUUAUGGAAAUUUGGACCUUACUGACUGUGUGUGUACUACUGAGUCUCGUCAGGAACUGUGUGCAGCUUGCGUCCGCCGAGCAGACAAGGACUGUGGCGGACCUGUUGGAGAACCUGGAGGAUUACCAGACCGUCAUACCGCGGAGGGUGGACCACACGGGCAAACUCACGUCCUUCAGAGUCAUGAACAAGCCCAGAACUAGAACCAGACGCGGGCUCAGCAAACUAGGAACCGACCAACAGGAUGAUGAGAACGAGCAGAUAUUUUACAUGAUAGCCGCUUACGGCAGAACGUUUCACUUGAACGUGACCAGAAACCGCGGCUUGGUGUCGGCGGGUUAUGUGGUGGAGAGGUGGGGACACAACGGCACGGUGACGUCAUCACGCAGGGGUGUGACGUCACGGCACGCGGCGUGCCACUACACCGGCACCAUCCGGGACCUUCAGCAUUCCAGCGUCGCCAUUAGCAACUGUCACGGACUGCGAGGCGUGUUCUCCACGGGUACGGGAGAGGAGUUCGUGGUGGAGCCCGCGCGGAACGGGACGGACCGGCCGCCCGCCCCGGGGCACCCGCAUCUGGUCUACCGACGCUCCGCACUCAGGACGCACGGCACCGACCCGCCAUGCGGGGUUAAAGUAACGCACCGGCCGCCCGUCCCGGGAACACCCCCACCUGGUCUACCGCCGCUCCGCACUCAGGACGCACGGCACCGACCCGCCCUGCGGGGUUAA
Molecule: messenger RNA, 1106 nt
Organism: Branchiostoma belcheri (Belcher's lancelet)
Lineage: Eukaryota; Metazoa; Chordata; Leptocardii; Amphioxiformes; Branchiostomatidae
Product: A disintegrin and metalloproteinase with thrombospondin motifs 6-like
Exons: 5
Coding region: 378-1106 (242 amino acids)
Source: RefSeq, a predicted model, not a curated record